UCCCGGAUGGUCUCAAUCGCGCAAACGCAGGCUUUCCUGGGAGGCGUUUGCAGACGUGGCUGGGGUCGCCUGGCAAGGCGCAGCGGGCACCCAUUUCCCCAGAGCCAUGGAUGCCAUGGAACUUGCCAGAAAACUGCAGGAGGAGGCUACAUGCUCCAUCUGCCUCGACUACUUCACAGAUCCUGUGAUGACUAACUGUGGUCACAACUUCUGCCGGGAGUGCAUCCAGCUGACCUGGGAGAAGACCAAAGCCCAGAAAAGGAGGAGGAAGCAGAAGGGUUCCUUCCCCUGCCCUGAAUGCCGCGAGCUGUCCCCCCAGAGGAACCUGCGGCCCAACCGUCUCCUGACCAAGGUGGCUGAGAUGGCGCGCCAGCAGCCCAGCCUGCGGAGCAGGGACCUGUGCCAGGUGCACCAGGAGCUGCUCAAACUCUUUUGUGAGGACGACCAGAGACCCAUCUGCGUCAUCUGCAGGGAGUCCCAGGAACACCGGCCCCACAGGGUGGUCCCUAUUGAGGAGGCUGUGCAGGAGUACAAGUUGAAGCUGGAGGAAGACAUGGAGUGCUUGCAAGAGGAGAUGGUGAAGACGAGGAAGUUGCAGGCAAAGGAGGAACAGACCUUGGCCGAGUGGCAGGAGAAGGUGAAGGAGCGGAGGGAGCGCAUCGUGGUCGAGUUUGAGAAGACGGGCCUCUUCCUGAUGGAGGCGAAGCAGCGCCUCCUCCAAGCCUUGAAGGAGGAGGAGGAGGAGACAGUGGCAAAGCUGCAGAAGAGCAUGGCCUCGCUCGCGCAGCAGGGUCACUCCUUGGAGAUGCUGCUGCUGCAGCUGGAGGACAGGAAUGAACGCACCCCGUUCCAGAUGCUGCAGGAUAUGAACCACGUUCUCAGCAGGAAGGACAGCCUGAGUGUGCAGUACCCAGAGGCUACCCUCACCAUGCUGAGGACAGUCUGCAGGGUCCCCGGGCAGAUAGAGGUGCUCAAGCGUUUCCAAGAAGAUGUGGUGCCAGACCCAACCACAGCCUACCCCUACCUCCUCUUGUACGAGAUCAGCCAGAGGCGCUACCUGAGCACCCCGCUGGAUGGCGCACCCCAUGGCCAAGACAGGUUCCUGGCCUACCCUUGUGCAGUGGGCCAAGAGACCUUCUCCUCGGGGAGGCACUACUGGGAGGUGGGCAUGAACCUCACUGGUGAUGCGCUGUGGGCCCUAGGCGUGUGCAGGGACAACGUCAGCCGGAGGGGCAGGGUCCCUAAGUCCCCGGAAAAUGGGUUCUGGGUGGUACAGCUAUGCAAGGGAGAGAGGUAUGCACCUGCUACGUCUUCUGUGACCCCCAUCACGCUGACUGAGCCCCCCAGCCACAUGGGCGUCUUCCUGGACUUCGAGGCCGGAGAGGUGUCCUUCUACAAUGUGAAUGAUGGGUCCCACCUGCAUACCUACUCCCAGCCUGCCUUCCCUGGCCCCCUGCAGCCCUUCUUCUGCCUUGGGACCCCCAAAUCGGGCCAGAUGGUCAUUUCUACAGUGACCCUGUGGGUGAAGGGAUAG
Messenger RNA from Camelus dromedarius (Arabian camel), 1534 nucleotides. It is a transcript of the gene TRIM17, whose product is annotated as tripartite motif containing 17. NCBI's taxonomy places the organism in Eukaryota, Metazoa, Chordata, Mammalia, Artiodactyla, Camelidae. Bases 107 to 1534 code for a protein of 475 amino acids. The record is from RefSeq and is a predicted model, not a curated record. The transcript is spliced from 7 exons. Gene Ontology annotation, cellular component: cytoplasm. Gene Ontology annotation, biological process: protein ubiquitination; regulation of gene expression. Gene Ontology annotation, molecular function: protein binding; zinc ion binding; ubiquitin protein ligase activity.